AAAAAGUAAAAGUUUAUAGUGAGGUACACAUUCAAAUUAAAUAAUUAUGGUGUAUCAAUAUUACGUAAAGAUUUAAUAAAAAAUAAGUUUUACUCCUAACUACGUGUGCUAAACAAGUUUGCUGAAAAUCCUAAGUUUUAAAUACAAAAUGUUUCGCAAUUUUGUUAAAGUUUUUGAACCUGUUAAAAAUCAUUUAGUGCGUGCGGUCGCUGGAAACGGGGCUAGUACAGAAGUUGCGGGCAGCGUCUACGAAAAGAAUUGUGUUUCCAAAGAACAACAACUGACAGAUGCAUUGAAAAAGGCUAUGCCGGGAAUCACGUACAUCAGUGUGCAAGAUAUAUCUGGGGGUUGUGGCGCUAUGUUUGAGAUAAGUGUGGAAGCUAAAGAAUUCGUAGGGUUGAACAGAGUGAAACAACACAGAUUAGUAACAGAUUCUCUGAAGAAUGAAAUAGCAGAAAUGCAUGGCAUCCGUAUUCAUACGACGCCGGCCGCCACGCAAUGAGUAUAUUGUUGAAGGGGGAAAUAGCUUCUAAAUUUCCUAAAUAACGAAUUUCUGAAAGAAAAAUAUCUAAAAAUACAGUUAAUGCCAUUAGACAAGUAUACUUAUACUGAAGAUUCGCUUUCAAAAGUAAAAUUCAACCAUUAGCAGCAGAAUUUUUCCAAUUUCUCUUCCAUCAUAAGUAAAUAUGUACUGAGGUUAUGAUUUCAGAUGAAAUGAAUAAAAACACAUUCAUUCACAAGCUCUAAGUGUCUUGGAACAGCAUCACCCAAGCUAAUUCCCUCUCCUCUUUUGUAUUUUUAUUGACCUUUUAUGUACAUAAUUGUUGACAUCAUAAAUUGUUGAUAUGUUGUAGUGAUAGCAAUAAGAAUUUUUGUUGAGUAUCGUAUGAUAUGAUUUGUUGUAUUUGUUAAAAUUUGAAAUUGUAGAUAUAUUCUAUUUGAUCAAAAUAUUUGUUUUGUUUUA
Molecule: messenger RNA, 964 nt
Organism: Bombyx mandarina (wild silkworm)
Lineage: Eukaryota; Metazoa; Arthropoda; Insecta; Lepidoptera; Bombycidae
Product: bolA-like protein 3
Cellular component (GO): mitochondrial matrix
Source: RefSeq, a predicted model, not a curated record